GUGGCAGAAUCAGAAGUUCACUUCACUCAAAAUUACUCGAAAUCUGAGACUAUAAACACCGAUAAGCCGCUGUCUUUCUAUGUCUCUCUCUGUCUGUGUUCUGAAUCUGGUUUAGAAAAGAAAAUUGUGUUUGGAGUGAGUGAGAUUAGCAGAAAGAGAAUGGGGAUUCCAUCGGAAAUGAGGGACAUGUGGGUGAACCGCGGAAAAGGCUUGCUCAUUCCUUCGCCAGCUGAAGAACAGAAGAGGUUAAGAUCCGCAACGUGCACCCAAGAGGGUGUAAAAGAGGGAUUCAAGGCCGCUGUCAUUGCUUGUGUUCUCAGCACCGUACCUACAUUGGCUGCUGUUCGUAUGAUUCCUUGGGCAAAACAUAACCUCAAUUAUACUGCUCAAGCACUCAUCAUAUGUGGUGCAUCAAUUUCCGCGUACUUCAUCACUGCUGAUAAAACUAUCUUAGCAUGCGCCAGAAAAAAUGCCCAGUUGCAAGAUUCCUUGAGACGCCAGAAGCAGUGAUACCAUGCAACUCUAACUUGAAGCGAUAUGAGUACCAUUCAAUGCAUUGCCAUUGAAAAAUUAGUGCAUUUGACGGGUGCAUCGAGCAAUCCUACAAUAAACCCUUCAUGUGCUUAUCGUAUGAUUAGUUCUUGUCGGCUACAUUCUUGUUUGUAUGCAAGAAUUUUUUUAAAGUUAUGGUACAUGGCUGGGGCAGCUUCUGCUGUUAAUUUCAUGAAUCUGUUUCGUGUGUUUAUAUUGUAUUCCCCCUUUGUUAUCCCCGUUUCUUUUCUUUGGCCAAGGGAGAAGUAUUUUCAUUAAUAAGGCUGGGGUUAGUUGACGUAUUUGGAUUGCAUAGAGUUACAGUUUUUAUCAGUUUGCUACUGUGAUUGGUAUAAGGCUUAUUUAUUAUAGUGUCUCUUGAAA
Messenger RNA from Prunus avium (sweet cherry), 915 nucleotides. Its product is annotated as early nodulin-93. The record is from RefSeq and is a predicted model, not a curated record. NCBI's taxonomy places the organism in Eukaryota, Viridiplantae, Streptophyta, Magnoliopsida, Rosales, Rosaceae.